AUGUCUACAUUUAAUCCUGCAACGGAUAUCCCGUCCUUGACCGGCAAAGUCAUUUUGAUUACUGGCGCCAACACUGGCAUCGGCAAGGAGACCAUCAUUUCCCUCGCGAAGCACAACCCAGAUAAGAUCUACCUCGCAUCUCGUGAUAAAGGUAGAGCAAAUCAAGCGAUCGAUGACAUUCAGAAGGCAGUCCCGGGCGCCCCAAUCGAAUUUAUUCCGCUCGAUCUAGCAUCCUUGGACUCGGUCCGAGAUGCAGCAGCCACAUUCCAUGCACGAAGCAACCGACUUGAUAUACUUAUCAAUAAUGCCGGCAUUAUGGCUGUUCCUUCUGGUAAAACCAAAGACGGCUUUGAAAUUCAACUUGGCGUCAAUCAUUUGGGCCAUUUCUUUCUUACUAAGCUUCUGCUCCCAACCCUCCAGAAUACAGCCGCCCAAGCGAGUUCGCCAAUGGAUGUCCGCGUCGUCAAUCUCUCUUCGAUGGCAUACGCCUCUACACCCUCUGAUGGGAUUCAUUUCAAGAAUCUGAAUGUGGGACGCAAACCAUGGGAUGUAUGGAUGCGAUAUGGUCAAAGCAAACUUGCGAAUGUUCUUUUCACUAAAGAACUUGCUGGUCGUCAUUCUGAAUUCACCACAGUUGCUGUCCACCCUGGUUUCAUCAAUAGCGAUUUGUGGAGUACUCAUUGGACUGCUCAGUUCACCAGGUGGAUGUUCAACGGGACAUGGUUAACAGUAGAGAGCGGUUCUCAUAAUUCAUUGUGGGCUGCCACUUCACCAGACGUGAAGAGUGGUAAUUUCUACUUCCCGGGUGGCAAGCUGGAAAAUGGAAGCAAACAUUCUAACAAUCCCAAGCUGGCUAAGGCAUUAUGGGAUUGGUCUGAACAAGCCGUGGAAAAGUUCCAAGAUUUCCGUCGUUAUGGCUUGUCUUUCUUCGAGUGUAGGCUCGGCAAAUCAGGUCUCAAGGUCUCCAAAAUAAUCUUCGGUUGCAUGAGUUAUGGUAACUCUGAAUGGGGAAAAUGGGUUCUAGAUGAGGAAGCAACUUUGCCUCUGCUCAAAGCGGCUUAUGAUGCAGGCAUCAAUACAUGGGACACAGUGGAAAUCUAUUUAAACGCCCAAUCUGAAGUGAUCGUCCGAAGGGCAAUCGAGAAAUUCAAUAUUCCCAGCGAACGGCUGCUUAUCCUGACCAAAUGUUUCGGUGCGGUGGAUGAGGAAAAUAUGAGCAAUCGCUAUGGACUGAGUCGGACGCAUAGCUUUGACUCAGUUGAAGCAAGUAUUCACCAUCUGGAUCCGGAUGUCGAGAUGGAGGAAACUUUGAAAGCUUUGGUUCAAUCUGGAAUGGUUCGAUAUCUUGUUGCGUGGUUGGUCUGGGUUAAAAUUACUUUCCUGAACAACGCCGAUGAAUAA
This is a messenger RNA of Talaromyces atroroseus, 1401 nucleotides long. RefSeq lists its product as hypothetical. The record is from RefSeq and is a predicted model, not a curated record. The transcript is spliced from 4 exons. NCBI's taxonomy places the organism in Eukaryota, Fungi, Ascomycota, Eurotiomycetes, Eurotiales, Trichocomaceae. The coding region runs from base 1 to 1401 and encodes 466 amino acids.